Molecule: messenger RNA, 981 nt
Organism: Lagenorhynchus albirostris (white-beaked dolphin)
Lineage: Eukaryota; Metazoa; Chordata; Mammalia; Artiodactyla; Delphinidae
Gene: DKKL1
Product: dickkopf like acrosomal protein 1
Exons: 5
Coding region: 184-891 (235 amino acids)
Biological process (GO): negative regulation of canonical Wnt signaling pathway
Molecular function (GO): receptor antagonist activity; co-receptor binding
Source: RefSeq, a predicted model, not a curated record
GCCUCGAGGAGCUCAUUCAGCGCUCCAGGUAUCCGGCCUGGGCUCGAGAUCAGAACUGUUUGGAUUUAACAGUCCGUGGACGGCCAGAGACUGAGAGUCCGGUGACCAGGCUGUGGUCUAGUAUAAAGGCGGGUCCCAGAAGAAGGGGCAGGGCGUGGGAGAAGCCUCCCGGCCCGCCCCGCAAUGUGGCACCCGCUAGUCCUGUUGUUGCUGCUCCCCUCUGCCUCGGUGCCCCCCUCCACUGCAGCCCCGAUCCGCGAUGGUGACGCCCAGGAGAGCUCCUCGGGUUUUCUAGGUCUCCAGAGUCUACUCCAAGCCUUCACCCGGCUUUUCCUGAAACCCCAGGAUGACCUGAUGCGGAGCAUGGACAGCUUCUUCUCUGCUCCUUUGGACUUCCGGGGCCUCCCUAGGAACUACCACCAAGAAGAGAACCAGAAGCACAGGCUGGGAAACAAAACUCUCUCCAGCCACCUCCAGAUUGACAAGGUGACCAACAACAAGACAGGAGAGGUGCUGAUCUCUGAGAAGGUGGUGGCAUCCAUCGAGCCAGGAGAGGGGAGCUUACAGGGUGACUGGAAGGUACCCAAGAUAGAGGAGAAGGAGGCCCUGGUGCCUGUCCCAAAGGCCAUGGACAGCUUCCACCCGGAACCCCACCCCCGAAUGGUCUUCUGGAUCAUGAAGCUGCCACGGCGGAGGUCCCACCAGGAUGCCCAGGAGAGCGACCACUGGCUCAGUGAGAAGCAACACCGCCUGCAGGCCAUCCGGGAUGGGCUCCGAGAGGGGACCCGUGAGGACAUCCUCGAACAGGGGACCCAGAGCUCCUCUCAUGCCAGGCUGCCUGCCCGCAAGACCCACUUCCUGUAUAUCCUCAGGCCCUCCCAGCAGUUAUAGUGGGGGGACUGGGGAACACCUGCAUGUACCCCCCCACCAGACCCCACCCCAGGCACCAUAUGGAAAUUAAACUUUUUCUUACAUCCAGCA